Molecule: messenger RNA, 669 nt
Organism: Scomber japonicus (chub mackerel)
Lineage: Eukaryota; Metazoa; Chordata; Actinopteri; Scombriformes; Scombridae
Product: claudin-4-like
Exons: 1
Coding region: 1-669 (222 amino acids)
Biological process (GO): bicellular tight junction assembly; cell adhesion
Cellular component (GO): plasma membrane; bicellular tight junction
Molecular function (GO): structural molecule activity
Source: RefSeq, a predicted model, not a curated record
AUGUACUCUGCAGGUUUGGAGAUCCUUGGGAUGAUCCUGGCUGUGGCCGGUUGGCUGGGGGUGAUGGUGGCUUGUGGCCUGCCUAUGUGGCGGGUGGCUGCCUAUAUCGGUCAGAACAUUGUCAUCUCUCAAGUGAUCUGGGAAGGCUUGUGGAUGAAUUGCUCGGUGCAGAGUACGGGCCAGAUGCACUGCAAGGUACACGACUCCAUGCUGGGGCUGCCAGUGGACCUACAGGCGGCUCGUGCCUUAGUUAUCGUGUCCUUGGUGCUCUGCAUUAUGGGGAUCAGUCUGUCAGUGGCUGGUGCCAAGUGCACUAACUGUAGCCAGGAUGUGAGCAGUAAACCUCGACUCGUGCUGGCCGCUGGAGUAAUCUUCAUAGUUGCUGGACUGCUGCUAUUGGUGGCUGUUUCGUGGACAGCCCACGCCAUCGUACUGGGCUUCUAUGACCCAAUGCUGGAGGAGACGGGUAAAAGGGAGUUUGGUAACGCUCUGUACUUUGGCUGGGCUGCCUCCUGCCUGCUCAUCCUAGGAGGUGCACUGCUCUGUUGCUCCUGCCCUCCAAAAACAGCCACAGCACAAAGCGGCAGUGGCUCUGCGCCUCCCCGAGUGGACUAUUCAACUCUCAAGACCAUGUCAGUCAACGGCUACACCAGAAGAGACUAUGUAUGA